Molecule: messenger RNA, 1961 nt
Organism: Cryptomeria japonica (Japanese cedar)
Lineage: Eukaryota; Viridiplantae; Streptophyta; Pinopsida; Cupressales; Cupressaceae
Product: metacaspase-1
Exons: 7
Coding region: 584-1675 (363 amino acids)
Biological process (GO): proteolysis
Molecular function (GO): cysteine-type endopeptidase activity
Source: RefSeq, a predicted model, not a curated record
CCUUCAUGGAACCCACGCCAUAGGUGCAAAAUGACGCGUGGAAAAUUAUCAUUCCUUCUUUUCAGAAAGAUGUUUCGAUGACCAUUUUGUCAGAGGUUCGAAUCUGGUCAAUCAUGUUUCGGUCGGAGCAUGUCGCCCACCAUUCCAGAGGUCGGAAGUUCGAGUCCCCGCUCGGAGUGCUCGUGAGCCGUCCUUCUCUCCCAUUGAUUUUCUCCACCGUGACGGCAAUUUCUGCGUUACCAGCACGCACAAUUUUGCCUAAAAUACCAACAUCGACAAUUUCGCGUAACGAAACCGUGGAAAGGAAAAGAACAGAGCUAUAUAAUUCGAAGUUGACUUUAAAUUUAAGGGUUAGGAAAAGAAAAAUAUUGCGCGAAAAUCCCGACUUGUUGGAUUCACAGGUGCAAGGCUCGACUCGUGUGCGCAACAUUCGAAUUGUACAGAUCGUUGUGAUUUGAGGGUAAAAGUUUGGUCUUGAAAAAGAAAAAAAUAGAGAAAAGCACAAUUUGGUGGAGAUCCAAGGUUCGACCCGCGGGCGUGCCAUUAGGAUUGAAUUUGAAAUACAGAUCAUAGAGGAAGUGGCAUGGCACUGAUGCUUGUGAAUUGUUCAGGCUGUCGGACGCCGCUGCAGCUGCCGCCGGGGGCCAAAUCAAUACGCUGCGCGAUAUGCAAGGCGGUUACUCACAUUGCCGAACCUCGCGGGGCGCCCUACCCUCCUCAACCUUCUGCAUAUUAUGGACAAGGUUUUCAGCCACCGUCGGCCCCUAUGCCCAAUCCUCAACAGUACUCCCCUGCGCCCCCUUCGUCCCAUGGCAAAAAGAAGGCCGUCAUCUGUGGCAUCUCAUACAGAUAUACUCGCUAUGAAUUGAAAGGUUGCUUAAAUGAUGCCAAGUGCAUGAAGUAUUUACUUAUAAACAAGUUCAAAUUCCCGGAAUCUUCCAUCCUUAUGCUCACUGAAGAGGAAAGAGAUCCUCUUAGAACUCCGACAAAGCACAACAUGCGGAUGGCAUUGUUUUGGCUUACGCAAGGUUGUCAGGCAGGAGAUUCAUUAGUGUUUCAUUAUUCUGGACAUGGGUCACAACAGAGAAACCGCAGUGGAGAUGAAAUUGAUGGAUUUGAUGAAACUCUCCUUCCUCUUGACUUUGAAACACAAGGAAUGAUUGUUGAUGAUGAAAUUAAUGCAACAAUAGUCAGACCUCUUCUACCAGGUGUUAGGCUUCAUGCAUUUAUUGAUGCCUGCCAUAGUGGCACAGUAUUAGACUUGCCUUUCCUGUGCCGACUAAACAGGAAUGGGCAGUUUGUGUGGGAGGACCAUCGCCCACGGACAGGUGUAUGGAAAGGAACAAAUGGUGGGGAAGCCAUUUCCAUUAGUGGAUGUGAUGACAACCAAACUUCUGCUGAUACAUCGGCUCUGUCAAAAAUCACGUCAACUGGAGCCAUGACGUAUUGCUUUAUUCAAGCAAUUGAGAAAGGAUUUGGAACAAAUUAUGGAAGUCUUUUGAAUGCAAUGCGUAAUACCAUCCGUGAAACAGGGGCAAGUUCUGGUGGUGGCCCUGUGACUAGUCUGAUCACCAUGCUUUUAACUGGAGGCAGUUAUAGUGGUGGACUUACCCAGGAGCCUCAGCUGACAUCCACAGAACCAUUUGAUAUCCAUGCUAAACCAUUUUACCUUUGAAGGUAACCUGAUGCAAAGAAAUGCUGUCUUGUUUGACCUUUGGCAGAGAGCAAGGAAUAUUGUUAGAAGAAGCUGUUCUGUUGUUUUAUAGAGUUGCUUUUUAAUUUGUAUUUUCCAUCACUCUUUCACGAUGGUUUGGAGACAUUCAAUAAGAAGAAGCUUGGAAGUUUAUAUGUUAAUUUGCAUAUACUUCUCAAUUGGUUGGAGUGUGCACAAACAUGUUAAAACUCUUUUAUGUAACAUUUUAACAAUUUAAUUGCAGUAAGAAAGGUUUUUCUCAUGGACA